CGGUUCGCCCUCGCCCUUUCUUUUUACUCUUCUUCUAGGGUUUUGUCAACUCGCUCGUCUCUGCAGCAGCUCUCCGUAUCUUAUUCUCCUUUCAUCUCCAGGAAUCAAGCAUGACUCAAUCGCAGGAAGAGUUGUUGGCGGCUCAUCUCGAACAACAGAAGCUUGAUAAUGAUGAACCAGUGAUAGAAGAUGAUGACGACGAUGACGAUGAUGAUGAAGGAGAUGACGAUGAAGUUGAAGGACAGGACGAUUCUGGCGGUAGGUCAAAGCAAAGCAGAAGUGAAAAGAAAAGUCGCAAGGCAAUGCUAAAGCUAGGAAUGAAACCCAUCCCAGGUGUGAGCCGUGUCACUGUGAAGAAGAGCAAGAACAUCCUGUUCGUCAUCUCAAAGCCAGACGUGUUCAAGAGCCCAAAUUCGGAUACGUACGUGAUCUUCGGCGAGGCAAAGAUUGAGGAUCUAAGCUCGCAAUUGCAGACCCAAGCUGCGGAGCAGUUCAAGGCUCCUAAUGUGAGCAACCUCGCACCAAAGGCAGAACCUGCAACAGCACCUCCUGAUGACGAAGACGUGGAUGAGACUGGUGUCGAGCCCAAGGACAUUGAGCUGGUGAUGACCCAAGCCGGGGUUUCUCGACCUAGGGCAGUCAAAGCACUAAAGGAUGCAGAUGGAGACAUCGUCUCCGCCAUCAUGGAGCUCACAAACUAGACAUGUCUCCAAAGCUCUCUACUAUAUAGAUUCGUUAUGUUCCUUUGAAUGAAUGCACUGAGAUGAUUUUGAAUCAUUCGCAUCCAUGUGUUUUUGCGGCAUCUUGUGUACCGCUACGGCUACAGCACCCGUUAUGCUUUUAAGCUAUAUAUGUCUUAACUUGUUGCAUUUUUCA
This is a messenger RNA of Andrographis paniculata, 876 nucleotides long. Its product is annotated as nascent polypeptide-associated complex subunit alpha-like protein 3. The transcript is spliced from 4 exons. Gene Ontology annotation, biological process: protein targeting to membrane. The record is from RefSeq and is a predicted model, not a curated record. Gene Ontology annotation, cellular component: cytoplasm; nascent polypeptide-associated complex. Lineage: Eukaryota; Viridiplantae; Streptophyta; Magnoliopsida; Lamiales; Acanthaceae. Bases 111 to 701 code for a protein of 196 amino acids.